Molecule: messenger RNA, 1461 nt
Organism: Fonsecaea nubica
Lineage: Eukaryota; Fungi; Ascomycota; Eurotiomycetes; Chaetothyriales; Herpotrichiellaceae
Exons: 3
Coding region: 1-1461 (486 amino acids)
Biological process (GO): protein dephosphorylation
Cellular component (GO): nucleus
Molecular function (GO): protein tyrosine/serine/threonine phosphatase activity
Source: RefSeq, a predicted model, not a curated record
AUGGACAUCCCAACCCUGCCCAGCAAGGUCCCAGGCUACGAUUUGUACAUUGAUGGAUUUCAAGCCUUGCGUCGCCCGAAGAUCCUCCAGAACUCCAACAUCACUCACGUUGUUUCAGUAUUAGACUGGAAGUUUCAAAAAGACUGGGCCUCUCUUCGCGGUUUCCAACACCUGCACAUCCCUCUGGACGAUGUCUACGACUCGAAUAUUCUGUCCUAUUUCCCACGGAGCAAUGCCUUUAUUCACGAAGGUUUAAAGUAUUCGAGAUCCCGUCAACUUGAAACCUCUGGCACCUCCCUCAAAGAUGGCUCCAACGACCCAAUCCCGGGCGGAGUCCUUGUGCACUGUGCAAUGGGCGUAUCUCGUUCAGCGACAAUUGUCUUAGCCUACCUUCUCUGGCACUCCCGCCAACCAGCCAACAUCAUCUACCCUCAGUCUCAAACAACUACCACGGCCCAGUCUCCCGCCAUGUCUUCGCCGUCAUCAUCAGCAUCCCCGCCAGAAAUGGUCUCCCUGCCACCCACGCCGCUGACUGUGGACACGGCACUUGCGUUGGUCCGUGAAGGCCGUCCCCAAGUUGAGCCCAACUCGGGCUUCAUCAAGCAACUCCGCAUGUACGAGGCCAUGGGCUGCCCGACGACGCAGGAGCAGCUGGAGAGCCACAAGAUUUACCGAAGAUGGAUGAACUCGCGGAAUGUGCUGGACGCGCUGAGCGAAAACCGGGCGCCAGAGAUGGACCACAUUAGUUUUCGCGACGAAGAAGACGACGACGAGAACGGCCAGGGGGACGGUGCUCAAGGAUUAGGCCAAGCCUGCGCAAACGCAGGCGACAGAAGCGACCCCUUUAGCGACAGGGUGCAGAGCCUCACCUUGCUUGACCCGGACAGCGACGAGCCGACCGAGAUCCUAAACCCGGACAUUACGCUGUCGUCGCCCUCGCCGGCGCCUCCCCUACCGGCAAACGUCGAGAUCAAGUGCCGCAAGUGCCGCCGCCUGUUGGCCAGGUCCAGCUUCAUCCUGCCUCACAAGCCUCCGGCGCACCGUGACCCCUCGGCAGCCGUGGGCGCUGACCCUUGCGCGCACAUCUUUCUCCACCCUCUCUCGUGGAUGAGGCCCAUCCUCUCCCAAGGCCAACUGGACGGCCGACUGACGUGCCCGACACAAUGGUGCGGGGCCAACAUUGGCAAAUUUGCGUGGCAGGGCCUGCGCUGCAGCUGUGGCGGGUGGGUGACGCCUGGUUUUGGAUUGGCCAAGGGGAAGGUGGACGAGGUGCGCCGCCAUGAUGUAGGAAGCUCUACACGGGCAAUAAAAGGAGGACCACCAGGCUCAGGCCAGGGCCAGGGAUCUGGGAGUGGACAUGGAAACGGAGACGCCACGAAACCAGUCUUUAACUCUACGAGUAGCAGUGGUGCGGUGAGGUAUCCUCCUGGAAUGAGGAGGGCGGGGAAUGGCAACUUGUGA